Molecule: messenger RNA, 2374 nt
Organism: Stegastes partitus (bicolor damselfish)
Lineage: Eukaryota; Metazoa; Chordata; Actinopteri; Pomacentridae
Product: E3 ubiquitin/ISG15 ligase TRIM25-like
Exons: 4
Coding region: 617-2137 (506 amino acids)
Molecular function (GO): protein binding
Source: RefSeq, a predicted model, not a curated record
AGUCGUUUGUUGGGUUUUUACGUGAAGAAUGAAGGAACCGAAGCAGCUGUGAGUAUCUGACACUCUGACGCUGGAAUCAGAUGAACUCUUAACAAGCCUGAACAUGAACUGGAAGCUUCAACAACACACCAGAACACGCAGUCUGCCUUCAGCUUCCACAGCGUUUAGGCUUUGGUUUGUUGUUAUUGUUUGUCCGUGUGUUAUGAGGGGAACCAGCUAUUUAUACCUGGCGUACGACAUUGUGGGAAGGUGGGAUUUGUCUUUAUCUAUUCACAUUUAAUAGAAAUACUGAAAAUAGUCCUCAACAAAGCUUCUGUUUUUACCUUAUUAACAAACAGAACUACAUAUGUGUGAGGGGUUUUUGAAGACUUACACCUUCAGUAGGACUGAACUGGCUUGGUGCUGUAGUUGGAGUGACACACUGUGGGUUUGAGAUUUAAUUACUGUUUUUUACUAUAUGUUUAAAACAGACCACGUGGUGCAGAAAAAUGCUGUGAGUUUAGCUUAUUGAUCAAACUUCACACCACGUUCAGAGAAAACAGACCCUCUGAGCUCUUCUUCAUGUUUGGUAAUGAUUUAUACAAUCAUUACACAUCAGUGAUUUCCCUUAUGUGUGAUGUGCAGGUGCAGUCUUAACAUUAAUCCAAUAAAAACAGGUCAGAGAGAAAUCUCAGGGGUCACUGUGAUAAAACAACAAGACAUCACAACAACAAAACAGGUUCCUCACAUCAAAAUGAGUCUCAUUGACGAGCCUUCACAGGAAACUGAUCAGAAAGAUGCUGAAAUACAUUCAGACGCUCAACUAGAACCAGAGGAUGUUCAGGUGAAAGACUUUCUUCAGACCAGUGAGACAAACAGGAGGACGAUCAGCCCGCUGACUCUCAUCAAAGAGGAUCUCACCCAGUUUAAGGAGGAAGUGCUUAAAGUGUUCAAGGACAAAGAUGCAAAAACAACGAGCCAGUCAGCGGAGAAGAGCGUCAACACUCUGACUCUGCUCAGAGAGGACCUCCACCAACUUAAAGACGACCUCUCCAGCGUCUUCAGGAUGGGCCUUUCAAAGGAAAGAGACACUGCCAAAGAAGACUCCUUCACCAACUCCUUCAAGAUAAAAGCCCCUGACGAGCCCCUGAAGACUCUGCUCAGGAAAGACAGAAACCUUUUACAGACGCCUCAAAGAGCAGAGGAACCUAAAGAGACGCCUUCAGAAAACAGCGAAGAACAAACGGACGAUGCUUUUAGGGGAAAUUUCUCAGACGAGCCCGCUGAUGCUGAGAAAACGAACAUGAAAGACAACGUGAAUGAAUUGGAGGACGGAGAGCUGGAUGAAAAAGUUUCUGAGGAGAAAGCUGAGACGAUGGAGAGCGAGGAGAUGGCAUCAAAGACAGCCAGUUUGCCUGCAGCUGAUCAGAGGUGUGAGAGUGAAGAGUGGAGUGGAGACUCCUCUGAGGCAUCAGAAGACGAAGACGGACCUUCAGAAAGUCUUCCUUGGGAGCCUCUGUCCUCUGGGAUCGCUUUGUUUAGUCUGAGAGACGACCUGAGGGAUCAGCCAGAAGGAGAGUUGUGGUCACUGAAAAACUUUGCCUGCUACCUGACCCUUGACCCCAACACUGCCAACUCAGAGCUCCGUCUGACCGAAUGCAACAGGAGGGCGUCUCGUCUCUGGUUGGGCCAUCGAUCCUCGGACCACCCGGAGCGCUUCGAGAACUGCCCUCAGGUGCUGUGCAGGGAGGGUCUGCUGGACUCGGUGUACUGGGAGGUGGAGUGGAGCGGCGGCGCUGACGUUGGAGUCGCCUACAACAGCAUUUCCAGAGACGGAGAUGUGGCGAGCUGCUUGCUGGGACACAAUGAGCAGUCCUGGAGUCUGGAGUGCUCAGAGGGCAGCUACACGCCGUGUCACAACAGGAAGAGGUUCAAGUCCUCGUCACCUGAACCCUUCACCCGCAGAGUCGGGGUUUACCUCAACUGGUCAGCAGGAUCUCUGUCCUUCUACUGCGUCUCUCAGGACGCCAUGGUCCACCUCCACACCUUCACCUCCGCCUUCACAGAGCCUCUGUACCCGGCGUUCUGGGUGUGGGGAUACAACGGCUCUGUGUCGCUGUGUCAGGUGGAGUUAGGCUGGGAACGACUGCUGCAGUGAAACAGCAGGGGGGGCGGCCAGAACUGACCAAUCACAGCCCCUCUAGUCUCACCAUGACAACGCUGUAUCCAGGUCUCAGUGACCUCUACAGUCAUCUGCAUCAGUAACAACUGAGGAUCCUGGGGCUGGACCACACAGGUGGAAAACUAAUCGAGAUGAAAUGUUUCAUUUCAGUUGAUAUCAAUAAUAUUUAUAAUUUUUAAUGACCUAUUUCAAAUAAAGACAAGCAGAAAAAAA